Molecule: messenger RNA, 1767 nt
Organism: Hirsutella rhossiliensis
Lineage: Eukaryota; Fungi; Ascomycota; Sordariomycetes; Hypocreales; Ophiocordycipitaceae
Product: endoplasmic reticulum oxidoreductin 1 (ERO1) domain-containing protein
Exons: 4
Coding region: 1-1767 (588 amino acids)
Biological process (GO): protein folding in endoplasmic reticulum
Cellular component (GO): endoplasmic reticulum membrane; endoplasmic reticulum
Molecular function (GO): thiol oxidase activity; FAD binding; protein-disulfide reductase activity
Source: RefSeq, a predicted model, not a curated record
AUGAAGUCGGCCAGCAGGCUGUUCUAUCUCUCCGUCUUUGCUCUCUGGGCAGCGCCCUCGGGCUGCUCCACGCCCCAGGCCGACUGCGCGAUCUCCCCCAAAUCCAUUGUCAACGACGCCUGCGCCUCGUAUGCCACGCUCGAAAAGCUCAAUGGCCAGGUCAAGCCCGCCCUCGACAACCUCGUCUCCUCGACCGACUUCUUCUCCCACUACCGCCUCAACCUCUUCCACAAGCGAUGUCCCUUCUGGAACGACGAGAACGGCAUGUGCGGCAACAUAGGAUGCGCCGUGGAGACGCUCGACAACGAAGAGGACAUCCCCGAGGUCUGGCGCGCCAGCGAGCUUAGCAAGCUCGAGGGGCCUCGCGCCCGCCACCCCGGCAAGAAGGAACGGCGGCAACACCCGGACCGCCCGCUCAAGGGCGAGCUCGGCGAAGGGGUGGGCGAGAGCUGCGUCGUCGAGUACGACGAUGAAUGCGACGAUCGCGACUACUGCGUGCCCGAGGACGAGAGCGCCGCCUCAAAGGGCGACUACGUCAGCCUCUUGCGCAACCCCGAGCGCUUCACCGGCUACGGCGGCGAGAGCUCCAAGCAGAUCUGGGACGCCAUCUACCGCGAAAACUGCUUCCAGCGCAACUCGUUCCCGCACUCGGCCAACCUCGGAAUCUCCCCACGGGCCCCCGGCCCCGCUGCCCAGGACUUCAAGCAUGUCCUGGACGCCGCCGGUCGACAGGCACAGCUCGAGGCCAAGCGCCUGCAGCGCCCCAACGUGCCCUUUGUCGCGCACACAGGCUACGAGGUCGAGGACGAGUGCCUCGAGAAGCGCGUCUUCUACAGGGUCGUGUCGGGCAUGCACGCCAGCAUUAGCGCCCACCUGUGCUGGAGCUUCCUCGACCAGAUGACGGGCGAGUGGCAGCCCAACCUCUCGUGCUACCUCGAACGGCUGCACGGCCACCCGGAGCGCAUCAGCAACCUCUACUUCAACUACGCCCUCGUUACCCGGGCCGUGGUCAAGCUCGGGCCCCACAUCCGCAGGCCGCAGUACACCUUCUGCACGGGCGACCCGUCCGAGGACGAGGCCACGCGGGCCAAGGUGCUCGAGGUGACGCAGCAGGCCGGCGGCGUGCCGCAAAUCUUUGACGAGAGCCUCAUGUUUGUCAACGGCGAGGGCCCAUCUCUCAAGGAGGACUUUCGCAACCGCUUCCGCAACGUCAGCCGCCUCAUGGACUGCGUCGGCUGCGACAAGUGCCGCCUCUGGGGCAAGAUCCAGACCAACGGCUACGGCACGGCCCUCAAGGUCCUGUUUGAGUUUGAGAACAACAGCGGCGAGAUCCCCGUCCUCAAGCGCACCGAGCUCGUCGCCCUCUUCAACACGUAUGCCCGCCUCAGCGAGUCGCUCAGGGCGGUUGACAAGGCAGCCCACAGCGUCAAGUCUGAGAGGGAAGAGAAGCCCGCGAGGGAAGAGAGGGAAGGGAAGGGAAAAUCCGAAUACCUGGAGGACGAGGAGGACGAGGCGGUGCGCGAGUUUAUUGCGCUGCGGCUGCGGGGUCCCAAGAGCGACUCGUUUGGCGACCGGGUCGUGCACGAGAUUGAGCGGCUCCGCGUGGCCGUCAAGAUCGUCGUCAACGGCUGGCUGCGGGCACCCAAGACCUUCUGGCACAUCAUCUCGACAGAGACGGUGCGCCUGUGGCAAUUUUGGGUCGGCCUGCCCGUGAGCCCGCGGCAGUGGAAGAUUGAGUUUCCAGACGUAAACCGGGAUGAGCUGUGA